Molecule: messenger RNA, 1507 nt
Organism: Pygoscelis adeliae (Adelie penguin)
Lineage: Eukaryota; Metazoa; Chordata; Aves; Sphenisciformes; Spheniscidae
Product: E3 ubiquitin-protein ligase TRIM69-like
Exons: 7
Coding region: 1-1077 (358 amino acids)
Molecular function (GO): protein binding; metal ion binding
Source: RefSeq, a predicted model, not a curated record
AUGGCCAGCGGGAGCCAGGACCGGAGCCUGCGGGAGGAGCUGACAUGUGCCAUCUGCUGCGAGCUCUUCAGCGAGCCCGUCAUGCUGGACUGCAUGCACCACUUCUGCAAGGCCUGCAUUCAGGGCUACUGGGAGAGCUGUGCCCGCGUCCCCUCCUGCCCCCAGUGCCGCCGCGAGUUCCCCAGCCGGGCUUUCCGCACCCACUACCUGCUGUCGGGGCUGGUGGAGAAGGUGCGGCGCUGCGGUUCCGCGGAGCACCGGCACAAGAUGCAGAAGCACCUGGAAGAUGCUUUGCAAGCCCGUCAGAAGGAGGUGGAGAACUUCUUGCGGAAGAAGCGUGCGACGCAGGAGGAUAUCUGUGGCCUGACAAAGGUGUCUGGGGAGCUGAACUUCAAGAUCCGUGCAGAGUUUGCCCGCCUUCAUCAGAUCCUAGAGGAAGAAGAGAGAGCUGUGCUGGCAGAGCUGGGCGAAAAGGAAGAGCAGUCGCUGGCACGGCUGCACGGGGACGUCCACCGGCUGGAGGAGGGGAUGUCGGUGCUGCAGAGGGACAUAGAGCGCAUAGAGCAGAUCCUGAGCAAGAUGGAAGAGGUGUCGUUGCUGGAGGUGGAGAGCCUGGAUAUCAGGCCCUCGGUGCGCGUUGAGACCCAGCCUGCCUUCAACCUGGAGCACUACAGGGACAGCCGCAGCGGCCCCUUGCAGUACAUCUUCUGGAGACAGAUGCUGCGGUCCAUCUGCCCCGCUCCUGCCCCGCUCACCUUCGACCCCGAAUCAGCCCACCCCAACCUGGUCUUCUCCAGAGACCUGACAGCAGUGACAGAGAGGAAUCGAGCCCAGGUGGAGUACUGGGCCACCGCCACCCCCUGGGUGCGCCUGACUCCCCGCCGGCCCCUCCGGAAAGUGGGGGUCUUCCUGGACUGCCAGGAGGGCACCGUCACCUUCUUCGAUGCCGGGGACAUGUCCCACCUCUUCACCUUCCACCAGGUCUCUGCGGAGAGAUACUGCCCCUUCUUCAGCACCUGUUUCAGCGACGGGAGGGACAACGUGGAGCCCAUGCGCCUCUGCCACCUGGCCCUGUGAGGGACAGUGGGGAGCAAGGUGCUUUGGGGACGCCAGCCUGGCUCCUUGUCUUUCCCCGCAGUGCUGCCAGCGGGCUGCCUGGGGCCAUGCUGGAGGCUGAUCUUGCACACACGGACCUGGUGGGUGUUGGAGGGACUGUUUUGGUUUCCAUUUUGGGAGAGAGAAGGGGCAUGCAUCUCUUCCCAGCUCCCUCCUGCCCUCCCUUCUCUGUGCUGUGGUCUGCAGGUGCCCCACUGUAUCCCCGGAGGUGCCUGGCACCCCUUGAAGAACAACCUUCCAUGCCUGAGCAUUGCAUUGUUCAGUAACCGCAGCCGCAGGGCUGCAGUGGAGGUGGUCGCAGGCUGCUUGUACCUCCUGUCCCUCCAUGCUCCCACCCACAAACCCUGUGGAGGAGGGCAGCAGUCCCAGAGCACCAUCAGGUGCAUCUUGA